Messenger RNA from Cordyceps militaris CM01, 279 nucleotides. RefSeq lists its product as uncharacterized. The coding region runs from base 1 to 279 and encodes 92 amino acids. The record is from RefSeq and is a predicted model, not a curated record. The transcript is spliced from 4 exons. NCBI's taxonomy places the organism in Eukaryota, Fungi, Ascomycota, Sordariomycetes, Hypocreales, Cordycipitaceae.
AUGUGCGGCCCUUCUCCGGCCAUUCUCCGCCUGCUCGAGAUGGCGCUCGACAUUGCCUUUGACCGUCGCGACCGAGACAGCAGCAAGACCUUUUUCACGCCUGCCACUCGCCCGUUGCCGGAGAAUUGCAUGACCUUGCAAUUCUUGUCCACCUCGGGAUCUAGGCUGGCCUCCAUCCGCUCGGUGACAUCUCAUGAUAUUGCCGGUGCUACAUACACGCUUGGCGAUACAAAUAGAACUGUGAACGAUAUUGAUAACAUCGGCCAUUCCCUUACUUGA